AUGCCCACCACGCGGUCUGGAAAAUCUAGCGCUGGAGCGCAGGCGCAGCCAGCUGGGAAGAAGCGGAAAAUAGAAACCGGCAACGAAAUCAGCCCAAAAGGGAAGAAUAAAAAAGAUGGCGAGCACAAAAAUACUGCUGAUUCGACUACAAAGCGCCCACAAAAAGAGACGCAUGCAAAGCAUGCAGACACCAACACACAAGCACUGUCUCGUGUCUUGGAAAAGGGAGUGCUAUACUACUUCAUCCGUGAUCGGGUUGGCAUCGAUGAACCCAAGUCCAUCGACGACAUCGCAAGAGGAUAUCUCAUCCUUCGGCCCAUCCCCGACGACGCAAAGCUCCACGGUGCACUCCCCACAUGCUACCGGCAAGCCCAAAAGACAGAUUCAUGGCGUUUGUCGAAAAAUCACACACGUCGUAUGACGAACUUGGAAAGACCAAAGGGAGACGUUUACGAGACCAAGACGGUGGGACGGCGCCAAUCUCCCGAUGCAACGCCCGUAGGGGAAGGCGUGUAUGUUCUUACGACCACGGGGCGCGAGAGCUACCUUUCGUACAUGGCAACUCUGCCCCAUGAACUGGGUGAGCUGCAACAUGCGCUGCGAUUCAACGACAAGGGAAGUUUCAUCAUCAGUAGUAAGAACCCGACGUACAAGGGGCCGUCGUUUGCACGGUUGCCAAAGGGACCAGAGUACCCUCCAUCGGUUCUUGACAAGUUUGGGGACUUGCGCUGGGUGGGAGCACAGCCUGAGUUUAUGGAUUAUCCCCGCGCGCAAAUCUUGCUGAUUGGACACAAGACUGGGCUUGGAAAGGAGGACAAGAAGGCUGAACAUGGAGAGGAUCCGGUUGAGACGUUGAGUCAGCUGGAAAAGGACGACCUCGACAGGAUGCAGCAUUUGUCGCCGGAUGAGUCGGAUGCAAUCUAUGCGGACUUGCAUAGCAGGAAGAUGGCGCAUCCGGAGAUUCAAAGCGACCUUGGCGGCUAG
Metarhizium acridum CQMa 102 is the source of this 984-nucleotide messenger RNA. NCBI's taxonomy places the organism in Eukaryota, Fungi, Ascomycota, Sordariomycetes, Hypocreales, Clavicipitaceae. The record is from RefSeq and is a predicted model, not a curated record.